Messenger RNA from Closterium sp. NIES-67, 3793 nucleotides. The record is from the annotation of a GenBank genome assembly. Lineage: Eukaryota; Viridiplantae; Streptophyta; Zygnematophyceae; Desmidiales; Closteriaceae.
ACCCGACCAGGGCGUUUUGGGAAGAAUGACCAAUUUACCUUGCCUAGUCUGAGGAUGAAAUUAUUCCCAUUCUAUGCAUUCUAUGGCUGCCUAGUCUGCCAUUAUUCCCUCAGUCGAAAGCUGGGAGCUAGUACACUAGCAGGCGUAAGGUGUCUGCACGCUAGGUAGAGAACAUCGCAUUAGAGGCUAGCAAAAGAUAAGGGUAGCAAACUCUCCUCUCUUCCUCCCUUGGUUUCACCUUGGCCUUCCUUGCGCCGGCGUAGCUUACUGCUGAGAUUCUCGUACCUGCCAUUUCCCGUGUCUUACCUUGCUUGUGGGAGCUUGGAUUUAAUCUUUCGAGCUGCGUUGUGGAGCGAGGCCAUGGGUGGAGGGAAAUGGCCGCGCGUGGGUGAAGAAGGCGUGGAGGGCGCGUGGGAAUUGGUGGGCUCGCCAGCGUCUGUAUCGGACGGUGAAGUAUCGGACACGGAGCAAGCGGAGCAGUCGGAGCAAUCGGAACAGUCGGAGAAAUCGGAGCAACCGGAGCAAUCUGGCGCUGAACAGUUGGAUUUAGCGUGUGCUGUCUGCGCUGGAGGGGGUGUUGACGUCGAGUCUUCUUCGGCUGACGUCGAAUUCUUGCCUGCUGACGCCGAAUCCUCUCCUUCUGACGUCGAAUUCGUUACCCCGUUGACCGAUUCGGAACCGGCGUCUCGAGAACGCUCUACUUUGCCAGUUUCUUCUCUUCAUGACGUUAUCCAGACGGCUGAACUGACGGCUGAUGCUGAGCAGACGGCUGAACUAACGGCUGAACUGACUGCGGAUGCUGAACUAACGGCUGAAUUGACAGCUGAACUGACGGCCGAUGCAGAGCAAUCAGGUGAACUGACGGCGGAUGCAGAGCAGUUAAGUGAACUGACGGCUGGUGAAGAAGUGGUUGCUCUUCUGGCUGAAGCAAGCGCAUCAGCCUUAGCUUCCCUGGAGUCCGUGCCUAAUGUCCCCGCGCUGGUUGCUGAUGCUCCUGCUGCCGCUUCCGAUGCACAUGUUGCAGGUUCUGCCGGCUCUACUGCUUUGAAUGCUUCUGAUGCUUCUGAUGCUCCGGAUGCUCUAAAUGCUUCUGAUGCUGUCGAUGCACCUGAUGCAAAGGACGGUCAGCCAGUUGUUAAGCCCCAAGACGACCGUGAAGCGGAAGCGAAGGGGAGCGAGGGCACGGGAAACCAGGGCGGACAGGAAGAGGGGAGCGAGAGUGACCACGGGAUUGAGAGCGACGUCGUGCUGGGUGCUGGCGGGCGUGGGGAGGAGGAGAAGGGUGCUGUGCUCCUGGUAGAGGCUGAUCUGUCCGCUGCUACUGCUGCUGCUGUGGAAUAUCAAUGGCUCACAACUUUCGGUGCUGCUGCUGCUGAUUCCGGCGAUUCUUCCACCCCUCCUGCUGCUGCCGGUAGCACUCAGGCGAAGCUGGCGUGGCGCCUGGCAGGCGCUUUGUCCCAAGCGGCAGGUGCAGGGAAGGCAGGUGCGCUGGCGGAUUUGGCAGUUGUGACACGUGCGGCUGACGUCGCGCCAUCGACAUAUGAUGCUGCUGCUACAGCUGGUGCUGGUCUUUGCCCCUCUGAUACCAGCCCCCUGCACCUGCUGAGGCCAGCGUUUGCCGGUUCUCCUUGCGUUCUAUCCGCGUUACAAGUGGGCGCCCCAGCGUUACAGGGUAACACUAGCCACGGCACGUGUGCAGGAAAGGGAGCAGACGCAGUUGAACCGUCCCCAGGUGGCACCUCCUUGCCGCUGCUUGUGCCGUUCACCCCAACGUUCUCUGCUGCUCCCGCCAAGGCUGAAGGGGAAGCAGGGGUUUUUGCACCACUGCUGGUUGACUUACUCUGCUCUGGGCUCAAAGCACUGCCAGCGGCUGCGGCUUCUGAUUCUGCGGCCGCUGCUGCUGCUGCUGCUGGUGCCGAAGUCAGCUGCGAAUCAGCUGCCGACAGCUCAUCUGCUGCUGUGUCUGCUGCCGUCUUGGUGCUCUCUGUGACCGACCUGAACGCACUCCGACUGCUCUGUGAAGGGGACGGCAUGGGCGAGGAGGGGUGGGAGAAGGGUGCCGAGCUUCUGAAGCAGCUGCGGGCACUGUUUGACCCUCUGCGCCUCGCCUUUCGAAACUCCCAGGGAGUGCCCAUCGCUCUUCUCAACACCCACUCCCUCUCACCCAAUACCCUCGCCCACUGCCGCUCCUUCCUUCUCUCCUCCCUGCACCUCCCCCCAUCCUGGCCCAUCUUCUCCAUCCCCUCUCUGUUGAAACCACCUGGCGCGCCUGCCAAUGCACCUGAGUCCGGAGAAUCACCUGAGUUGGAAGGCGCUGCUGCACUGCUUAUCUCGGUGGUACACCUCUCGAGACUCUCAGCAGCGGUGUGUGGAGGAGGGGGUAGGAGCAAAGGAGGGGUGAUUGGAGCCGGUGCAAGCAGGUCAAGUAAUUUCAGCCAGGCAAGCGAGUCAGAGGAGUGCAACAAGUGGGCGGCUCUCUGGCAGGCUGCAGAUUCCCUCUCCUCAGGCCGACUCUCCCACUGCGUCUCCACCGUCAUUCCCCACCUGCACCAGCUCUACCUCCCCUUCCAACCCCACCUUCACCAGUUGAACCUUCAACUCCACCGCCGCUUCCCCUCUCUCCACCAACAGCUCUCCUCUUAUUACCACAGCCCGCGCAAGCUCGUUCUCCCCCUCUCCCUCCUCCUCCUCGCUCUCCUCCUCAUCUCCUUCCUCCUCUCAGGUCUCCUCCUCCUUGUCCUUCGCUCCUGGAUCCACCACGGGGCUCCCUUCCCGUUCACUAUGGACCUCCACCUGUCGCCACUUCUUGAUCUGGUUUCUGCUGCAUGUGGCUGUAAUGCUCCUGGUGCUGGUGCUGGUGCUGGUGCUGGUGCUGCUGGUGAUGGUUCCUGCAAUACAGGGCCUUAUUUCGGGCCGUACAAUCAUGAGGCGAGGGGAUGGUGGAACUGGUGGGGACCCUCGUCCCACCACCACCACCACCGGCAGCACUACUACUACCGCACUAGAUGGACUCCGGCACGGGACUGAUUGGGCUUCAGCACCUGAUUGGAUGGCUUUGAAGGGGUUUCUGGAUAGCCCGCAUUUGACCAUCCGCCCACCACUGCCACCACUGCCAGCUCUACUGCAACCGCACUGGAUGGCCCACUGCAUGGGAUGAAGCCCUCUGUGCCUUUUGCCUCGUGACAAUACCUAGCUAGCUCUCAUCCCACCCUAACCUCCGCCCAUCCAUCCGGGACCCGUCCAUCCAUCCGUCCAUCCAUCCGGGACCCGUCCAUCCAUCCGUCCAUCCAUCCGUGACCUGUCCAUCCAUCCAUCCACCAUCUCCACCAUGGCUAGCAAGACCCCCAUGACCACCAUCAUCAUCACUACUAUGGCGGAACUAUAUGGGUCCCUUUAGAUUGAUUGGCUAGGUGCUUAGUGCUGUACAGAAGGGGUCCUGCCUAGCACCAUCUGCCCACCGCCGCUGCCAGCAGCACUGUUUCCGUGCUUCGGUAGAGCCGGACUGAGUGGGGCUUUGCUGGGAGUGAAUGGUUUUCUUGAGAGUACGGCAGGUAACAUUUGGGGGGCUGGUGGGAGAAGGUGGCUCAUGGUCCGAGGGAGACAGAGUUUGUACAUUUUUAGAGGUCCCCUUCGGAUGGUACUAGGACUUUCGUGGUGGAAGUUGUAUAUAAUCUUGAACAUUGGUGUUCUAUGGGCGUAUGGGAGUCUAUCAAGGAAACUGAGUUGUAUAGGUUGGCAUGCAUGUAGGAGACUACACGUUUGGUUUGCUAGCAGAUAAAUGUUGAACUAGUUC